This is a messenger RNA of Didymodactylos carnosus, 4161 nucleotides long. The record is from the annotation of a GenBank genome assembly. Lineage: Eukaryota; Metazoa; Rotifera; Eurotatoria; Philodinida; Philodinidae.
AUGAUUAAAAACAAAGUCAAUGAAGAUGAUACUCUAAAGAAAGAAGUACAACCGACGCAAAAAAAUGCCUUGAAUUAUACUGAAGAAGAUUUCGACGACCAUGAUUCCGGUAUUCAUUCAAGUCAUCAAAGUAUUCAAACAGUUGCAAUUGAUGAGAAUGAUGCGGGUGCACAAUCUGAUUCUUCCUCGCUUACUGAUUUUACAAUACAAAAAACAAGUUCAAAAUAUGAACUCAGUACUUUCAGUUCACGUCCAACUUCAUCAUCUGCAAGCGUAGUAACAGCCGCCGCGUCUCAAGAAUCAACACCAGUCUCUACAAAACCAACAAAAAAGAAAUCAUCAGGUAAAAAUAUCACAAAAUUAUUUCGUAGAGUAUUUGGCUCAUCAACAACAUCAUCAUCAGCCAUACCACCAUCUUCGUCUACAUUAUCUACUUUUGAUCCUAAAACAAAUACAGCUUAUCGGCCCUUGUCGCCGUUAGUUGUCACACAUGGACCUGUAAGAUUACUUGUACUUCGGCAUGGUGAACGUUUAGAUCGUUAUUAUUCAUCACAAUGGUUACGUCAAGCAUUUGAUAAUGACGGAAAUUAUUGUCGUUUUUCUCCUAUUUUACCUGAGACAUUACCAUUACGACAAGCCAUAAAAGAUUUUGAUGCUGAUCCGCCAUUAACAUACAAAGGUUUGAAAGAUGCGUAUCAUACUGGUACAGUAUUGAGAGAAAAAAAUAUACAUAUUAAUUAUUGUUAUUCGUCUCCAUCCCUCCGUUGUAUACAAACAGCAGCAAAAAUGUUAGAAGGUUUACAAUUACAAAAUAAGAUGAAAAUAAGAAUUGAGCCUGGUCUAUUUGAAUGUACGGGAUGGUAUGUAAAUGAAACUACUGAUACUUUACAAAUGCCACGUUUUAUGACGAAAAAAGAGUUGAUUGAAAAUAAAUAUAAGAUUGAUAAGUCUUAUAAAGAACAGAUGAGUUUUUCAACAUUAUCAAGGUUAGAAGAUGAAUUAGAAUUUUAUGAGAGAAGUCACUUAGUAACAUCACAAAUAUUGAAAAUACAUGAAAAUGAAUUAAUACAACAAGUUCAGGAGGGUAUUGGUAGUGCAAGCACGAGUAGCCAUGUGUUAUUUAUAGCACAUGCCCCAUCACUUGAAACAACGACGAGAAAAUUAUGUGGUGGACAAUUUCGCCCAGAAACAUUGGGCCAUGUUAUUCGGAACGUUGAUUUUUUAACGAUGACCGUUAUAGAAAAAACUGAUAAUAAUUGUAGUAAAUGGAUAUUUCGUCGAAAUUCAUUCUAUGGCACCGAAGCACUACGUCAGACCAACGGUCCAGUAGAUGUGAAAUUAACAACGAUAAAUGCGCGUAUUUUUGAUUUAAAUAGAGACGAAAAAAUGACAACUAUACCAAUAGCAAAAAUGGUUAAUGAUUUGUUUCUUCAGUGGCUUUCACAAGAAGAUACAAGAAAGAAUUUAUUUGCCGGUUUACAAAUUGUUCGUACGGGUGGAAAACUUCCCGAGCCAAAUUAUUCAAAAAAUUGUCAUACGACAACAAAUCAUGGAGGUAAUUUUUCAAAAUCCCAGCAUUUCGAUUCACCUCCUGUAUCCCCAGUUCCACGCUCUGUACCAUGUCAAAUUGUACGCACAAGUACAUGUCUUUAUUUUAAUGUACGUAUUGAUCAAAAACGUCGUCGUUCAAUACAUUUUUGUGAACAAUGUCGAUAUUACGGUCGUUACUGUAAUGCUAUUCAUAAAGGCUUUUGCCGCCCUGUCUCAACACCUUUGGCUCGUAUAUCAAUAAGUCCAAAAAUACCUAAAUCUCACAUUAAUUUUGUAUUUGAAAAACGUUAUCCAGCUGAUAAAAUUCAACAACAUAUUCAACAUCAAAUAAGACAAAAAUUUACACAUCCAGAGGCCGUAUGGCCAUUAAGAUCUUCUAUCGGUAACAGUGCAAAUGGAACACUAAAUCAAACGUUGCCGCCACAACAUCGUUCAGCCGUCUUUAUACCAGAGGUGAGAAUUUACGAGUCCAGAGUCAUAUUUCUAACAGUUUCGAUCGAAAAAAACUCAUCACAAAUCGUGAAAUCAGUUCCGGUAUCUGGGAGUGGUGAUCAUCAGCAUAGCAUCACACGACCUAUUGAUAACAUCGGCACCAGAACACAUUCGCCUGCAUCCACUGCAUUAAAAGAUCAGUUGUCGUCUUCGCCUACUGUUUCUAUAUCUCCACGGGAUAAAGUUCAACAACAACAGCAACGAGCAUUAUCCCCAGCACGAUCAUCUUUACCGCACGAUGUGCAUUCAAUACUAUCACCACAGUCAGCAGUGAUAAAUACAACACGCCCAAAAGUAGUAAUACCAACAACAAAUAAUAAUAACAAUAGUGUUGCAUCACUUCGAGAUCGUUUCGUUGAUGUCCAUCGUGAACAACGACAAAUAUCAUCACCACGAUCAACUACAAAUUCAAAAUCACCGACAGCACAAACGACAAUUAACAGCAAGGAUAUUUCUAUUGAAAUUGUUAAAUCACAACAAACAUCUCAGUCUCUCACACAAAUAACAGUCGAUAAACAACAAGAACAAACACCAAUUACUAGUACAACAGAUAAGAUAAUUCAUAGUGAACGCAUAUUACUACCGCAAAAAGAAUCUACUAGUGGAACAAAAGAAACAGAUAUCAGUACAAGUUCAGAACAAAAACAAGAAGUAAAUGAAAAAACAUUAAUAAUACCACGUUUUUAUUUUCCAAAUGGGUUGAAUAUCGAAACAAAUACGACUGAUACUAUAACAAAACAAUUACAAAAAAUUAAAGAUGAAUUAUUUCAGAAGAAAAAUGAUAAAUUAUAUUUCGAAGAUUUUGGAGCAGUUGCACAGUUUCUUGGCCUUAGUUUAUAUUGGAAAGCACCCUUAUUUCGUGCUUGUGUACAAGAUCUGGCGAAUAUCAUAAAAAGUGUUACACCCAAUUAUGUUACCUACCAACAAUUUGAAACAUUUUGGACGAUGAUUUGUAAAGAGUACACGGAUAAUGCAUCAAAAUUCAUUCGUUUAAUGGCAUUAAAACCAAAUAUAAAUUACCUUGUUAUUGAUGAUUGGGAAUUUCUUAUACAAGAUAUUAUUGACACACAUCCUGGAUUAAAAUUUUUGCGUGAAGCAAAAGAAUUUCAUACUCGCUACGUUAUUGCUCGUAUUUAUUAUAAUGUAAAUCGGUCAUGGUCAAAUAGACUGACAGAAAAAGAGCUUCGUCGAAGUAAUUUUUUACAGAUGCUCGAUCGUAUUGAACAAGAAGAAGAUAUUAAUCGAAUACAUGAUUACUUUUCUUAUGAACAUUUUUAUGUUAUUUAUUGUAAAUUUUGGGAAUUAGAUAGUGAUCACGAUUUAUUUAUUAGUCGUGAUGAUCUUGCCAAACAUAAUAAUGGAGCUAUAUCAAACAAGAUGAUUGAUCGAAUAUUUUCUGGUGCUAUAUCAAAUAGUGAAAAUAUGAGAGAAGGAAAAAUGUCCUAUUACGAAUUUGUUUGGUUUCUUAUAUCGGAAGAAGAUAAACGUUCACCGACAAGUAUUGAAUUUUGGUUUCGUUGUAUGGAUCUGGAUGGUGAUGGUGUAUUAUCAAUGUUUGAGUUAGAUUAUUUUUAUCAAGAACAAGUACAUAAAAUGGAAACAUACGGAAUUGAAUAUAUGCCAUUUGAAGAUACCAUAUGUCAAAUGUUGGAUUUAGUUAAACCAGAAGAGGAAAAUAAAAUACGUCUAAAAGAUUUAAAACGUUGUAAAUUGACAAAUGUUUUCUUUGAUACAUUUUUUAACCUUGAAAAAUAUCUUGAUAAUGAACAAAAAGAUCCAUUUUCUAAUGUUAAGGAUCCAGAUUUACCCGAAGUAUCCGAUUGGAUUAAAUUUGCUGAAACUGAAUAUGACAAUCUUACACAUGAAGAUGGUGGAAAUGAAAACAUGGACGAUAUUAAUUACGAUGAGGAUUUCGAAGAAGAUGAUGGCGAUGGUAAUGGUCCGAGUCAUCUGGUUACCGGUAGUAAUAUUCGUAAUAUAGAUGGUCUGUCGAAUGCUGUCGGUACCAUAAAUUUGGUUGAAUCAAAAAAGCUAUUUACAAGUGCUAUAUCGUCACCGAUAAACAAUUUCAAUAAUACUGAUGAUUUAGAAGAAGAACUAAAACGUUGGAAACACUAG